GGACGCACGUGCCUACGUUUGUGACGAUCUCCACGAGCUUUCAGAAUUAAAAACUUAAAUCGUGCUUUACAGGGAUUUUAAAAGUGAACCGUUCAGAAUUAAUUUAGUGGUUUUUAUUGUGGGAAGCUUUGUGAAUUUAAAAGGAUUAACUUGUUUCGUGAUAAACAAUGCAAAAGAGAAAACGCCAGAGAAAAAGGAAACUAAAAUUGAGUGUUGUGAAAUGGACGGUACUUUGGAAAAUAUAAGGUGAAAGAAAUGAUGUUUAAAAUGGCUUCCCGGAUACUCUGUCCGAAAAAGGGCGGAGUUUCUAACAGGCAUCUGUUGGUUGUUGUUCUAUAUUUGUGUCAGACUAUAGUUUGUGACAGCCAAUGUCCGAAGUUUGCUGAAAAGCCUCUGGAGACGAGAGUUGAAGAUGCUUCUAUUGUUUUUAGAGCGGUCGUUAUACAAGCACAUUGUCAGAGUAAAACGUUAGAUCUAGCACUUGUAUCGAUAUAUAGAGGAGGUGUGGAGCUGGCGUCUGUUAGUCAGUACUCAGGCUCUCCGUACAAUACAACUGAUAGGCAAGUAAAUCUAAAAGUGAGCCCACAAAUAGAAGGAUGCUUCAACUGGAGUAUGGCUCCAUCACAGAGCGAGUUCAUCAUCUUCGCAAGAAUCAGUGAUCCUGCUGAAGACUUAGAGACGACGCCUGCUGACGGACCUUGGUUGGAGGCCACAUCUGCUGCAGUUCCUUGGAGUUUAGGCGUCGAUAUUGCUAUCUGGAAUGCAGUUGGUUGGGCGAGCUGGGGAGAAUGGGGUGUGUGCAGUAAAACAUGCGGAGGAGGAAAACAAAUCAGAAGAAGAUAUUGUUCGAAAGCAUCGUGCGAAGGAUAUGGUGAACAAGGACGUUCUUGUAACUCUUUUGGUUGUACAGAAACAAUAAAUCCUCUAGCACCCGAUGCUAGACGAAACUUCCACCCUACACAAGCACGUUGGGGAUCAGUUCCUGACCGACCUCAUGCAUUCAGUCUGCGACCAAACUCCUACAUAUGGAUCGCUUCUUCAGAAUUAUUUGCUGCUGGAAGAACAUUUCCAUCGGAGUUCACAUUAUUUGUUUCUUUGAGAUUAAGACCAGAGAGCGGUGGUUACGGUCAAGGCACACUAUUUUCUCUGCGGUCCCGGCGACGGUCCGGUUCGUUCCUGUCACUGGAGCUGGCGGGGCGCGGCGCGGCCAGAUUAGUCCAUGCCGGGGCCGGCCUCUCACGCUCCAUAUAUCUCGCGGUACCAUUGUAUGACUUUCGUUGGCAUCAUAUAGCUAUAAGCGUCCACGACGAUAAUACGGUCCGUGUUUACGUCGACUGCCGUUGGCUGAGGACAGAUGUCCUUGAAAAGGAUGCCUUGGACACGCCGACAGACGCCGAUCUCAUUAUAGGCUAUCUUUUCUCGGGAGAUCUCGAACAACUAGUGUUGGUGCCAAAGGCGGGUCAAGCUCACAAGCAAUGUUCUAGUCAAGUCGUUGGUAUUACCAGUUUACCUGAGACAUUACAAUUACCUACACUGGUUUAAAGCGCCUGAAGAAUAAAACUGAACUAUUACAAUUACAAAUAUUGUUAAACUAUUUUAGACAUAAAUAUGUAUUUAAUGUUUUGUCUAAA
Molecule: messenger RNA, 1631 nt
Organism: Papilio polytes (common Mormon)
Lineage: Eukaryota; Metazoa; Arthropoda; Insecta; Lepidoptera; Papilionidae
Exons: 9
Coding region: 256-1542 (428 amino acids)
Biological process (GO): extracellular matrix organization
Cellular component (GO): extracellular matrix
Molecular function (GO): metalloendopeptidase activity
Source: RefSeq, a predicted model, not a curated record